Messenger RNA from Eruca vesicaria subsp. sativa (arugula), 972 nucleotides. NCBI's taxonomy places the organism in Eukaryota, Viridiplantae, Streptophyta, Magnoliopsida, Brassicales, Brassicaceae. The record is from the annotation of a GenBank genome assembly.
AUGACAAGUGAAGUAAGAGAGAAGAAGAUCAAAACCAACGGGAUUUGCUUAAACGUGGCUGAGAAAGGAGAUGAUGGAAGGCCUUUGGUUCUGUUACUCCAUGGCUUCCCUGAGACAUGGUUCUCGUGGCGUCACCAGAUCGAUUUCUUAUCGAGCCAUGGCUACCACGUAGUUGCUCCAGAUCUCAGAGGCUAUGCUGACUCAGAUUCUCCUCCAAACCAUGAGUCUUACACUGUGAGCCACCUCGUUGCUGAUGUCAUUGGUUUGCUCGAUCACUACGGCACUGCUCAGGCUUUUGUGGCUGGACAUGACUGGGGAGCCAUCAUAGGUUGGACCCUAUGCUUGUUUAGACCAGACAGAGUCAGAGGUUUCGUUAGUCUCUCUGUUCCAUAUUCUCCAAGAGAUCCAAAUCUCAAACCUUCCGACUUAUUCAAAAGCUUUGGAGAUGGUUUAUACAUCACUCAGUUUCAGGAACCCGGAAGAGCUGAGGCUGCAUUUGCCAAGUAUGAUUGCUCGACCGUUAUGAAGAAGUUCUUGCUAACAACGAGAUCAGAUUUCUGGGUGGCUCCUCCUGAUACAGAGAUCAUCGAUGAUCUUGAGGUUCCAUCAACGCUUCCGGAUUGGAUAACUGAAGAAGAGAUUCAGGUUUAUGCAGACAAGUUUCAAAAGUCUGGAUUCACAGGCGCCUUGAAUUACUACAGAGCCAUGGAUCUGAACUGGGAGAUACUAGCGCCGUGGCAAGGCUACAAGAUUGUUGUUCCGACAAAGUUUAUUGCUGGAGACAAAGAUAUAGGAAAUGAAGGAGCCAAUGGAACGAUUAAGUAUGCGAAAGGAGAGAUGUUCAAGAGUGUUGUGCCUAAUCUUGAGGUUGUUGUUAUUGAGGAUGGUCAUCAUUUUAUCCAGCAGGAGAAGUCUGAACGAGUUUCAGAGGAGAUUCUUUCCUUCUUCAACAAGUUACGCACAACAGAGUAG